UGCCUUCGACAAUGACUGCGACGAACGUUGAAGACGAUCCGUACGCAGAUGUUGUGAGGGGCGCCCUGAAAUUGAAGAACGAGAAAACAGCGAGCAAAAAGAAAAAGGACAAACAUGGAAAGAAAAAGAAGCUGGUGGAAGUAUCGAGGAUCCCCGAAGAGGAGAAGAUGGAAGUAAAGCCGACAAAGGCGGAAUUGACUUUUCAACAAAUGCGAGACAAAAUGCAAACCGAAAGAAUCAAGCAAAAAGCUUCCAAGACGCAUAAACAACGGGUAGAGGAGUUUAAUCGACACCUGGACAGCUUGACGGAACACUUUGACAUCCCUAAAGUCAGCUGGACGAAAUAAACUGCGACAAAUUUACUUAUAUAUGUAUAUAUUUCAAAUAUAAAUAGUCUUAUUGUUAGUUUAGUCUAAGAGUACGAACACUUUAUAUGUAGUCAUGGCAUUAUUUUCAUCCUUACUCUCAAGUGAUUUUUUAUAUUGUUUCUUUGUACAUUCUUCUGUUCUUUUUUUUAAUAAAGAAUAAAAAAGAUUAGUCUAAAUGUUUCAAGUUUUAAAAGACGAGAUAAUACCUGCAUCCAUAUAACUUUGAUGUAAUUACUUAAGGUUAGAUUAAUUCUCUAUUAUACUCUGUAAAUGUUGUAUCAUAAAUAUAAAAAUUAUUAAUCUAAAA
Vollenhovia emeryi is the source of this 675-nucleotide messenger RNA. RefSeq names its product protein FAM32A-like. Gene Ontology annotation, cellular component: nucleolus. Lineage: Eukaryota; Metazoa; Arthropoda; Insecta; Hymenoptera; Formicidae. The record is from RefSeq and is a predicted model, not a curated record. The transcript is spliced from 3 exons. The coding region runs from base 12 to 347 and encodes 111 amino acids.